AUGAUCUCAACUCUGGGUGUAAGGCAUCGCGGAGAUUGUGUCAUUGAAAUGGUCUGGAUGGCAGAGUUGCUGUGCAUGGGGCGUAGAGCAAAGUGUGUUGGGGAGAAUGAGUUCGACUGGCAGCGCCUGAAGAAGCGACUGGUACGUCGAGGUCAUCGGAAGACGAGAAUACACAUCCCAGCUGGUCGGCAGUCCACGAGACGGGCUGCUUCGGUGCUGGCGAAAAUGGGUUUCGUGGUCGUCGUCGUGGCUGCAUACCAGACACACGAACACGUCGAGCGAACACCGAGUGGUGGCAAAAGUCAGACGGAGGGAGAAAAAUAG
Protopolystoma xenopodis is the source of this 324-nucleotide messenger RNA. The record is from the annotation of a GenBank genome assembly. Lineage: Eukaryota; Metazoa; Platyhelminthes; Monogenea; Polystomatidea; Polystomatidae.